Pollicipes pollicipes is the source of this 1917-nucleotide messenger RNA. It is a transcript of the gene bves, whose product is annotated as popeye domain cAMP effector bves. The transcript has 8 exons. Lineage: Eukaryota; Metazoa; Arthropoda; Thecostraca; Pollicipedomorpha; Pollicipedidae. Gene Ontology annotation, biological process: heart development; striated muscle cell differentiation; skeletal muscle tissue development. The record is from RefSeq and is a predicted model, not a curated record. Gene Ontology annotation, molecular function: cAMP binding. Gene Ontology annotation, cellular component: sarcolemma. The coding region runs from base 248 to 1249 and encodes 333 amino acids.
AUUGAGAAGCGACGAAAGCUCGCUCAUUGGCCGCUCGACCUAACGCGACGUCACUAUUACUUGGACGAGUCCGAUUCACACGCUGGUGCAGGUAUGUCAUUCAGCAUCAGCGGGUGAUUGCGAUAGGCUGCUCGUGAUUCUUUUCACUUCGAGUGCAUGUUGGGAGAAGAAUGGGAACGAAGGCAAGGAUCAGCUAUUGUCCAAGCUAAAGCCCCCCGGGAGUGUCGUCACGGCGCCGCGGUCCGCCAUGUCCGCGCUGCCCCCGUCGGACGUCACCGCCGUGACGGGCUGGCGCAACGUGUCCGGCGAGCCGAACGACACGCUCACCACGCUCCAGCCGCCAGACGCGGCUGGGUACGUCAUCUGCCCGAGCUACCUUCCGCUCAACCACGUGUACUUCCAGGUGGCCAACUUCUUCCUGUUCCUGUCGUACCUGGCGCCGCCCGGUCUGGGAGGGCUGCUGUACCUGCGCUCCACCCUGGCCAUCGGGCUGUUCUUCCUCGCCAUGUGGGGUUACGUGGUCCUCUGCGCUCUGGACACGUUCCUCUGGAACUUCGUCUGCAUGUGGAUCAACCUGGGACACGUCGGCUACCUGCUCUGGACGCUGCGGCCGAUCCGCUUCGACAAGGACAUGGAGCAGGUGUAUUCGGCCAUGUUCCGGUCGCUGAAUGUCAGCCGGCGGCAGUUCCAGAGGGUGCUGAGCUGCAUGCGUGGCGUGCGCUCCGUCAGCUUUCAGGAAAUGCUGAUCCAGGAGCACGUGACCAGGGUGGACAGUCUGACCCUGGUGCUGUCCGGACGGUUCGUGGUGUCUCAAGGCGGUAAGGCGCUGCACGUGGUGGCUCCGGACCAGUUUCUAGACUCGCCCGAGUGGUUCUCGGUGCUCACCGACGACUUCUUCCAGGUCAGCAUCACGGCCAUCGAAGAGAGUCGCGUACUCGUCUGGCACAGAGACAAGCUCAAGUUGAGCAUUAUGGGCGAGCCGUUCCUGCAGGCCGUCUUCGAUAACGUGCUUGGACGGGACGUAGUGCAAAAGCUGCUUCAGGUGGACAGGUCUUUCUCGCUGGGUGACUGUCCGUCAAACGGAGGCACACUCAACAUCCUAGACCGGCACUCGGCCCUGAUGCUGGUACAGCGGACGGACCAGGGCGCCGCUACCACCGCCUCUGACCAAACAGGCCAGGAGGCGGACGAGAGCGCUUGGCGGCUGGGUCCGAUAGAUGAGAACAUGAAGGGCGGCACCAGGGUCUGAGUGGACGCCCAGCGUCUACUACUGGCUCGGCAGGGGACGGAGGAGGUCUGCAGGGCUGGCCCGCACGCGGAUGUGGUAGCUCUGGUCAACAUCAGCAGCAUUUGACGCCCAUCUCCGCUAAAAGCCUCCCGGGACAUCAGCAGAGGCGUGGCCAGAAGGCAGUGAUGAACGCCAAAGAAACGGGUGGAGUUGUGGAGAGCUUAUCAGGCUGCUGCGGUGGGGAUGACAUUCAUACAACUUCGAAGUUUUGUGAAUGAAACGAGGGUGACGCACAGGGGCGUAUGCACAUACUGGGUCUCCGCAUCCAAUUUUACAUAUGCAUUGGUAUGUGGGCGAAUAUGUGAAUUUUAUGAAAUUCUGGUUAAACACCUUCAUAUAAGUACAUUAAGAGCACGCGACGUUGUUUUAUGUCAUGCAACAAAUUUAGCGCGUCUGCGGCCCACCGGACUUGGUUAUCAGCGAAAAGCUUUGAGUUGUGACCCUCCCAUCGCGAAACCCUGCAUACACCCCUGGUGACGCACAGCCACGUCUGGUUGAAGCUUUGCGGUUAUUCUGUGCGACAUGGCUUCCCUACCGAAAGAGUGAGGAAAUGACGACAAAACAUGACAGCGAAACCCUUGCAACGAACCUCCUUACAGGAAACCCAUCGCAUAGAACAUCCAUGACGC